AUUUUCAGCGGAAUGAAAGCAGGUUGAGCACAAAAAAGCACAAGCUGCCGGUCACACAAAGCAGAACAUGGCGAUCAUCGGAGGGAAAGUGGAAAAUCUGGAGGAAAUUCCAAGUCAUGUGUGGAAGAGUUUACCCGACUGUUUGAAACUUGGACCUUCUGCUAUAAAUCAAAGCCGCGUGGGCGUCUGGGCCACUCAGUCCAUCCCAAAAGGCCAGAGGUUUGGUCCAUUUGUUGGGGAGAAGAAAAAAAGGUCCCAGGUGACCAGCAACGUGUACAUGUGGGAGGUUUACUUCCCAGCAAGGGGCUGGAUGUGUGUUGACGCCACAGACCCCGCCAAGGGGAACUGGCUGCGAUACGUGAACUGGGCACGCUCUGGUGAAGAGCAGAAUCUUUUCCCCCUGGAGAUCAACAAAGCCAUUUACUACAAUGUUUUACGGCCUAUCGGGCCGGGCGAGGAGCUGCUGGUGUGGUACACUGUCGAAGACAACCCUGAGAUAACAGCUGCACUGGAGGAAGAAAGAGCCAGCAGCCUGAGCAGGAAAACUCCACCCGGGGCGAAGCGAGCCAGAAGAAGGCUGCCUGAGGGAGCCAGCCACGCUGGUUCGGGUGGAUUCAAGAAAGGAAGCGUAACCAAAUCUACUUUCAACGAGAUGUGGGAUGGAGAAGAAGGUCCGAAAGAGGAGGACGAGAGGCCGUCAGCCGUAGGACCCUCACAGCAACUCCAGCAAACCCUUCCCAUUAGAAGCACUGAACGUAGCAGUUUAGAGGACAUGUCAAUAGUGAUGACUCAAGGGGGAAAUGGGAAAGAGGAGGAUGCUGAGGAUUUGGAGGCUGCCUUACAACAGCAAGCCGCUCAGCGUUUACCUGCGGCUGAUUCCGUGCAAAGCAAACAGCCGGGCUCGUCGCUGACGUUCCCCGAAGAAAGCCAUAAGGAGCCACGGGGGCAGGUUGAGUCGUCCUCGCUCGCGGGACAGGAACCACGGGUUGAUCCCGAUCCCGAUCUCGACCCGGACCCGGAUGGUGACCUCGAGGGCGACCCCCACGGAGAGUCGUAUCCCUGCCAACACUGCGAGCGCCACUUCUCCACCAGGCAGGGUCUGGAGCGUCACAUACACAUCCACGCCAUCACCAGCCAGCAAACGCAACUGUUCAAGUGCCGUUACUGCAGUAAAUCCUUUGGCUCGCAGGUGGGGCGGAGGCGGCACGAGAGGCGGCAUGAGAGCGGGCUAAAGAAAAGGCCCGGCUCUCUGGCGGGCACCGCCAGUCUGCUCAGUCCGGUGAUGCUGACCGAUGCUUCAAGUCCCGACUGCACCAGCCCGACGAGUCAGUGCACAGCCAUAGGUUCCCAGUUUACUGGAGGACCAUCUCUGCAUAAGUCUGAGAUGCAGAGAAAGGAGUCGGGUCCUUAUGCCGACCAUCCUUUUAUGUUGGAUGAAAACGGGGAGUCAAAGGAACUCCAUCCUUGCAAGUAUUGUAAUAAAGCGUUUGGCACACACACAAACAUGCGUCGACACCAACGUAGAAUACAUGAACGGCACUUAUUACCAAAGGGAGUUCGCAGGAAAGGCAUGCUGCUCCAGGAGGCCUCAGUGCCGAAAAAGCAGCAGCAGCCAGACGAGUCACCUAGCACCAGCCCGCCGCCAGUCUAUGUGCCCAGCGCGGACACCGAAGACGAGGUGGACAGGGAUGAUUACGCAGUCGACAUAUCCAAAAACAUCUCUGAGAAUUUGAGCUUCUACAUUGACGGCAAGAUUGUGUCCACCAGUUCAGUGAGCAGCUGCGAGGUGAUAGAAGUGGACUCCAGGUCUGCGGCUCUGUUCGGCCUGGACAGGGUCAUCAUCGGUCCAAACCAGAUCAGUCAGGCGCUGAAGGCGGACGGACGGACCAGUGCGGCGAAGCAAAUCUCCAGCCUCGGGCAGCCGGCUGCAAAAAGAAGAACAUCCACCCCCCCAUUUGUCCCCAGCCUCAAAGUCGAGACUGAGUCGGCGUCGCUCGCCGCCUCUUCGUCGUCUUCAUCAUCCUCUACAUCUUCCUCAUCCAACCUGUUAGUUGGUGGGUUGUUCCAACAAGCUGCCGACUCUUCAGCGUUUCAACGAGAGAAAACGGUUUAUCUCUCACCAAAGCUCAAACAGCUCCUUCAGACACAAGACAUUCAGAAGUCAACCAUCGCCCUGAUAACAGAAAGCCAUAGAUUGGCCUCGCCGCUGUCCGUCACGCAGCUUCCAGGGGCUUCGGGCAGGUUCAAAAGAAGAACGUCCUCGCCCCCUUCAUCUCCGCAACUCAGUCCUGCAUGUAAAACGGAGAGCUGUAAAUCCGAGGCGGCGGGCUCAUUCGCCCUAAAGGUGCCAAAGCUGGAAAGCCUCACUGCGUUGCCUCGUGGGAGCCUCCCGGAGAAAGAAGAUGAAGACAGCCCGAACCCGUCUGACAACAAUACGCACGGCCAAACCUCAUCGAACAGCGGUGGAAACUCGUGCAAUCAGCAGCCGUUGGAUCUGUCCAACUCUGUCAGCAGGUGCCAGGACAGCUCGGUCAAGGUGCUUGGAGACUCGGCCCUUGAUUUGAGCUUCCAUCGGAAGAGCAACGUCGAGCCUGAAUCGAAGGGAGGUCCGGCGCCGCAGCCACUGGUAAAAAAGAGAAAGCCAAACACGAGCAUGCUCGAGAAGGUGCUUAUGAAUGAUUAUCUAGGUCUGCCGCCUCCAGGAGAGGAGGGCUCCUCGGCCUUAGCAAAUCUGAGUUGUUACAAUUCGCGCUCCCCGAGCAUCGCCACGGAGUCCGCCCACCCCUCUCCCCCCUCCCUGACCCCCGUCACCAUGAACCCCUCUUCGCCCGGUAACUGCAGCGUAACGUCCCCGACGCCGCCACCGCCUCUACUACCUACCAUACUGUCUCCUCCGGCUAUGCCCGGCUCCCCUCUUUCUCAGCCUUCAGACUCGACGUCCCAGAGACCUCUGCCCAUCCUCUCGCCGAAAAUGUCUCCCAGAUCAGUUGAGCGCAAUCCCCCGUCAGACUCCGAGGACAAUUUGUCUGCCGGAGAAAACGAAGACGAGAAGCAUAUCUCUAUGCCGCAGGACUUCCGCGACACUCCACUCAAAGAUCCCGUUAAACGCUCGGCGUCGUUUAGCCCCCCUGCGCCGGCAGCGGAAGAUCUGGCCGCCGCGGAAGACAACGUUUCUCUCGCCGCUAGUUCCGUCACGUUGGCAAACGGCAAAAUGAACCAAAACGAUGACUCGGUAACAGAGGAAUCUCCUUCUGCCCUCACGCCGCAGCCAGAGUCCUCCUCCUCCUCUUCUCCUACACCCGCGUCUCAUGAACCGUCCCCGUCACUGCCUUCACGGUCCUUCCCUCCGAUCAAGAUAAAAGAGGAGCCUCAGCCCGGCGCAGAUGAGCUGCCGGGUAUGAAUCACGCACCGCCGGCUGGGCCGGACUCUUCGCCUCGGGAGCAACCGUCUGAUAAAACCUCUGAAGCAGAGGGAGGCGACUCGACGUACUGCAAGACCUUUGUGUGCAACGUCUGCGAGGAGCCGUUCGACUCCAUCAAAGAGCUCAGCGGACACAUCGCGGAGCACGCUGCCGAUUGGCCCUUCAAAUGUGAGUUCUGCGUGCAGCUGUUUGGUGACGCUCCGGCCCUGCUGGCUCACCGGACGGCGCUGCACGGAGUGGGCAGGAUUUUCGUGUGCUCAGUUUGUUCAAAGGAGUUUGCCUUCCUCUGUAACCUGGAGCAGCACCAGAAGGAUUCGCAUCCCGCCGAGACGUGUUCACACACCGCUGUGGAAAGUGGCAAGCUCAGGCCACAGAACUACACGGAUCCGUCCAGAGCCAAAGAGGAGAGCAGUCCGUCAACACCGGCGCCGGAGACGGGCGACGACACGGCGCCGCACAUCGACGCGGAUUUAGCGAAAGAGGAGCCCGGCGUUAACGGUGACCACGCGGAGGAGGGGGCGGAGGAUCCCAACGAGGAGCUGUACACUACAAUAAAGAUAAUGGCCUCGGAAGGGGGGAAGCCCAAACCCCCGGACGUUCGCCUGGGCAUCAACCAACACUACCCCAGCUACAAACCGCCGCCGUUUCCUUACCACAGCCGCUCCCACGCCGGCUCGGUGGCCUCGGCUACCAACUUCACCACCCACAACAUCCCGCAGACCUUCAGCACCGCCAUACGCUGCACCAAGUGCGGCAACAGCUUUGACAACAUGCCCGAACUGCACAAGCACAUUUUGGCCUGUGCCAGUGCCAGCGACAAGAAGCGCUACACGCCCAAGAAAAACCCCAUCACCCUCAAGGAGAUAGUGAAGAGUCCAAACGGUGUCGCGGCCCCCGCGGCGGCUGCCGCAGGCCACAGUCCUUUCCGAAGAAUGGGGCAGCCGAAGAGGCUUAACUUUAACCAAGACACCAACGGGAAAACAAAAAUGAGCGCCCUUAGUAAGAAGAAAAAUCAGCUUGUCCAGAAGGCAAUUUCACAAAAAAAUAAAGCCGCCACCACUGCAAAGAAGACUCCGGUUAAAGAGGAAGAGCAGGCCUCUAACGCUUGCCCCCACUGCAGUCGCGAGUUCACCUACCCUGCAAGCCUCAGCAAACACAUGGCCUUCAGCUGUCCCAUGAAACCUGUGGUUAAACGGGGCAAGAAAGGCCUGGCGGAGGUGAAAAAAGAGGGGGCGUCGGCGGGGGACAAAAACCUCAAGCUCAGAAAGAAAGCCUCGGACUGUGACGCGGCGCAGACAGAGGCGGAGCCCAAACAGCUCGGAAAGACCAGGGCUCGUAGCUCCGGUGCGGCGGAGCCCGAACCCCCCCAGGCGAGCAGAGGAAAAGCCGCCGGCGCGCCGGGCAGACUGAAGAGGCCCGCCUCGUUCCCGGCAUCCGUUUCUGCCAGCAAAAAAACAAAGAAGGGCCAAUUUCAGUCACUACCUCCCACCCCGUCGGCCCCCGACACUCCCGGUGACGGCGCACAACACCGGCCGGCCAUGAGAAUGCAGCGUUUGGGCAAAGAGGCCCCUCCUAAGAGAUCGGCCGAGGCCAAAUCGCCGCCGCCGCCUCCACAACAACAGCUGAAGAAGGAGGAGCGGUUCUCCCUUCGAAUGAGGGAGAGAGUAGGUGGUCCAGUCACCAGGAGCUUACAAAUGGUCACCGCCGCUCCUUCUGUCGACGUGAAGACAGAAGAGGCGCCAAUUCAGGAGCCAAAAGAGACUCAGGAAGUGGUGUUGAAGUGAGCCACGUGGACCCUGUUGAGCCCCCCUGGAUGUCCCGCUCGCACCUCUCAGGCAAUGCUCUGGACUAAUCAAGGCACUGACGGCACGGAGGUCAACCUUUUGUGUGGUGGGAUUAUUCACUCAAAACAUGUGACAUCUCUCAACUGCCUUUGCUGGAUUUAAAGGAGGAAACUCUCUUUAUCUUCAUCUAUCUUACGAACUGAACUGAGCCUCGAUUUUAGCCAGCCUUGCAAAAAAAAAAAAAAAAAAUUUAAACGGAAAAAGAAACUGUAAAUGACAAUGAGUUAAUAUAUACAAUACGAGUCAUUACUUGACCCAAAACAGUAACAUUAGGGCUCCGUUAUGUUGAAAGCUGAUAUAUUGCAAAUGGCAAUCAUGUAUCAGUGAGGUUUAGGGAAAGUAGUUUAUUCUUUUGUUCUAUAUUUUUCCCAUUUGGUUGUUUAGAUUUUUGGAUGUUUCCAGUGUCUCUUAAUGCAUGUGCAGAAUAGAGCAUAAACUAGAUUAAGCCAAUUCCCAUGUCUCUCCCAAUGGGCACCUACUUCGGUUUAUACAUGAUUUGCAAAGUAUGUAUGUUUUUGAUUUGAAUUUCUUUAGUCGCUAUAUUGUAGAAUAUAUCUUACUGGUAUAUUUUUGUUUGGUAAAUGAAAAUGCAGUAGUUUACUGCAACAAUUGGUCCUCAGGAACACUGUUUAUCUGUGCGGUAAGUAUGUGUGUGGUCAUAGACGGAUGUGUGGCCUGACCGGUAUUCCUUUGGAUAACUCAAGUAUGUCAUGUUUUCACUUGGUUUCUCAUAUUCUUGGUUUCCCGAUGUCGGCAGUUCAUUUUGAGUUAUGAAAUCAUGUUGUAGUCUCCUAAAAUAUUGUCGGUCUUGAUAAGAAUUUCUGAUAACACUCUUUCAGCCCAGUGUUUCUUACAGCACUUUAAAACAUCUGCCAAAAUGUCUAGCUGUGUCGGUAAGAUUGGCUUAAUUGAACGGUGAAUAAUGGAACGCAUUCAGACACUUUGCAGACACUGGUAAUUUGCACCAAAUUGGUGCAAAACAUUCAUCCAAUCUCAAAUGCUUCUUUUACAGCCACAAAUAAAUUGUUUUUUUCCGUUAAGAAAUUUGACACAAGAAAAUGACACAUGAUCCAACUUUCAUAUGCCAAAAUGCAUGAUAAUAACUCCAAUCCGAUGAAUGCAGCCGUGUUUUGUUUUUUUCGCCCGUUGUAAGCGCUGUGAGAUGUUUCAUGUGUCGAUUUUCCUUCAGGAGCCAUAUCAUAGUAACCGAAUGACUUUCAUUCUGAGGACAAAGUCAUCUUUAUUUUUGUGCGUUGAUAAAUUUGCCUAUGGAAAGCUUAUUUUUAGUUCUUAUUUUCCAGUGCUUAUCCCACUUCUCACUCUUGACCGUAUCCAGUUGUUCCACAAGCAAGGCUUAAACGCUUGUAGCAUGCUUUGGGAAAGUAAAUUGAACAAUGUGAUUUUAAAAAACUUAAAAUUUUAUUUCCACGUGAAACCCUCAUGUUUGCCUUUCAGCAUCAAGAUUAUGUAUUCAAGGAUGAACAAAGACAAAAAUCCCAAAUGACCUCAAGUAAAACAUUGCUGUAAUUGACAUAAUAAUAAUAAAAACGUUUUUCAAAUUGUG
This is a messenger RNA of Gasterosteus aculeatus aculeatus (three-spined stickleback), 6830 nucleotides long. It is a transcript of the gene prdm2b, whose product is annotated as PR domain containing 2, with ZNF domain b. Gene Ontology annotation, cellular component: nucleus. Lineage: Eukaryota; Metazoa; Chordata; Actinopteri; Perciformes; Gasterosteidae. Gene Ontology annotation, biological process: regulation of gene expression. The record is from RefSeq and is a predicted model, not a curated record. Gene Ontology annotation, molecular function: histone methyltransferase activity; protein binding.